Molecule: messenger RNA, 351 nt
Organism: Rotaria sp. Silwood1
Lineage: Eukaryota; Metazoa; Rotifera; Eurotatoria; Philodinida; Philodinidae
Source: the annotation of a GenBank genome assembly
AUGGGAAACAAAAAAAGCACUAAUAAUAGUAUUCCACCUUAUGCUGCUCCUCCUCCGCCUCCUAUGUAUGAUUUGCCUAAUGGUGGUAUACAGACUGUUGUGACUUCAAUAUCUAUUGAAACACCACGACUAAAACAACGACCACUCGGACGUAGUCGAAAUCGACUUCUUCCUAAAAUUCGUGCGAUUUUUAUACCCCAGGCUCGUCCUGCUGGGAUUGGUGUUUUACCAAUGACCUGUGCAGCACCUGUAACAAAUCCGUGUGCCAAUCUCGGUAUCGGAGGAUACGGAGCCUAUGGAUAUGGAGGAUAUGGAUACGGAUACGGAUACGGAUAUUGCUGUUAUUACUAA